Molecule: messenger RNA, 315 nt
Organism: Hirsutella rhossiliensis
Lineage: Eukaryota; Fungi; Ascomycota; Sordariomycetes; Hypocreales; Ophiocordycipitaceae
Exons: 1
Coding region: 1-315 (104 amino acids)
Source: RefSeq, a predicted model, not a curated record
AUGCCCUACCCUGGCGUCCCCAUCGAGUACCGCACCCUCUCCAUCUACGUCUCCGAGUCUCGCAAUGUCGACGCCCCGGCCGACCCCAAGGACGCCGCCAAGAACGAGGACUGCUUUGCCAACCUCGACUUCCACGAGCCCGGCGUCGACACCAUCUGCCAGCAGCUCAAUGUCGCCCAGGACCGGGGCCUGUCGGAGAGCGCUGCCGCCCUGCGCAUGAGCCGCGACGGGCCCAACACGCUGCCCAAACCAAAGACCAACUACUGGAAGAAGAUGCUCUUCUACGUCUUCUCUCACCUCACCUUUCCCCCUUAA